Messenger RNA from Somion occarium, 1614 nucleotides. NCBI's taxonomy places the organism in Eukaryota, Fungi, Basidiomycota, Agaricomycetes, Polyporales, Cerrenaceae. The record is from the annotation of a GenBank genome assembly.
AUGUCCUCUCUGCGUGGUGUGGAUAGAGGUCGUAGUCCCAGAGGCGGCCGUGGAGGUGGUCGUGGCGGAGGAGGCAUUGGUCGAGGGAACAAUUGUGGUGGGAAUCGUGGUGGGAAUCGUGGUGGGAGCCGUGUUGGACUUGGUCACGUCGACCCUCGCGAGAGUAAUGAUCACAGUGCAUCCAAUGCCCCAAGCCAUUCUACUCUGUCGAAGAGGAAGAAUAAGCGUCUUUUGGCUACGGAGGACCUACUCCCUGGCGAUAUACACAUAUUUACACGACCUACCGAAUACAUCGGCGGGGUCAUCGUCUUGGAGAAUUUGCAGUACAUCGGUUCAUAUAACUGGGUCAAUGAGAACAAACCAGCAAUUCUCGUACCAGGAUCACCACCUGAGUGGAAAGACAACCGCCUACCCAUCAAGCUUGCUCCUGACAGAGGCAAAGUCUACGUUGACCAGAACGCCCAUCGCUUGCCAGCGAUGCCCCUUUUGCCAUUGUUCAAGGCGGUGGAUGCCGUACAACACAAUACAGCUAUCAAUUGGAAAGCUGUGGCAUUUGUCACUGAUCGGAAUGGUCUUCGCAAGUUGGCGGACUGGGCAGAUGGUGGGAGAAAAUAUGGGGAGUUCCGUAUUGACAUGCAGCUUACUGGCGAUAGGACUGUUCUUCUACAACGAUGGGAGCCAUCGGCUGUAGUCCAGGCCUCUCGGGGUUCAUACGGACAUAACUUCGAGAAAAUAUCGACAACGGCAUAUCCAGGCUGCGAAGAAAGUAAGAGUCACCAUCGCAUAGUAAAAUACGAUCUGAGCGGGUUGACCCUGAUAGUGCGCUUUGAAGUCGAUGCAUGCCUCCCUACCGGCCCAUCUGAAGGUUCCGGCGUCGCAGAUGAUUUGGCUAGGCAAUUGUCAAGUCUGUCUGUUGCAUCGAAUGAUCCAGUCUCACAGGGCACUUCAGCAUCAAGAGGCACAAAUAGUAGUGUCAUCCGUGUCGUUGGUGGUGGACGCAUCGUUUCGCAUGCGGACAUAGUAGAACUGAAAACUGGGACAAACCCAAACGUUAAAAUCGCGAAGUAUAGGGACCAACUUCUGAUAGGUCAAACACCACACUUAUUCCUGGCCAUUCAUAACAAGGGAAACGUACGCGAGAUACGCAAAACCCAGUUGGCGCCUGCGGAAAUGAACGGCCUGGCAGGCCUUCAGCGGAAGUUUGGGAAACUCCGAGCUUUGUUACAAUCCAUUCAGGAGUUCGUCAUUACCCAAGGGUCUGGAGCACGGUUGAGUCUGAUUUGCAAGGGAGGUAAGUUGGAGGUGCAAAGGCGAAAGAGUCAGCACAGUGCAUUGCCAGACGAUAUUUUGGCAAGGUUUGUUCUGUGAAUGUCGAGGGAUUGAGCUCUGGAAGUUCGCUUACGUGUCUAAUCGCCCAUUUGAAAGACAUUGUAUUCUAGCAUGUUUAUUUCCCAUUGACGCGCACUUCAUCUAUGGAGGUUGUCUAUUAGGGGGUCCUUCAUUGAUUACUUUCCUUGAUUCGCGAAACAAAACGCCAUCAUAGGGCAAGGUAUCAACGAUAUGCAGAACAUUGUUACAGGCGUAAGGCCCAGGCUGAUUGUGAACCAAGAAGCU